AUGUGUGACGGGGAGAAAAUGGCAGCGGCCGUGGUGCAGAUGGCCUGUCUGUACCGGGGGAUGUUAGCGGUGAGAUCCGCGGGGAUCAGACCGAUCAUUCCCGGCCUGGUCCACACUCACAUGCGGGCGUUCUCGGUUAAAAAAGAACCGGAGUUAGAGGACAAUCCGUAUUAUAAUAAAUAUGAAGCGAAGAUCAGGAAACUGCGCAGUGCCAAACCUCAAGAUUAUAAAGUACAGCUUGAAAAGCGCAGUGAUUUAAAGAGAGAACCUGUUGGACAUUCGAGACAAGCUGAGUUUAUAAAACUGAUGGACCAGGAGAAAGAUAAUCAAGACAGAGCUGGAGGUUUUACCAAGAACAAGACUUUGGACUCGAUACUUAACCUUGACAUGGUGAAGGACAAGUCUGGCUCUGAAAUUGGAGAGCUCUGGAUGCACUACUUCUCAACAAAGGACACAGUCAGUGCUGUCAUAACCGGUUCAACUUUUGAGAAGAUGAUUCAGCGAGCUCAGUCGAGCCCAAUGUUUCUAUAUGCUUUGCCCCGGCAAGAGGGCUAUGAGUUCUUUCUGGGUCAGUGGUCUUGUCAAGAGCUUCACUUCACGUCUCUUAUCAAUAUUCAGACAUCAGGAGAGAACGCUCCCAGUCAGCUCAUUCUGUAUCACUACUCAGACCUGCAGAAGGACAAGAAUAUCGUGCUCAUGACGGCUGAGCUGGACAGCAAGUUUAUUACGGUUCAUGAAGCUCAGUGCCUGGCCAACCAGGUGCAAUUAUUCUACGCAGCACAGAGAAAUGAAACCUACCAACUGGUGGAAACCUUUAACCACAGACCAACGGAUUUUACGCACAUGUCUGUAAUAGCAGAGCUGGAACAGAGUGGAAUAGGAUCAGGGGUCACUGCAAAGUAAUACACACUUCAGCAGCCGAAGGAAAAUAUUCUGGUAAAGAAACAGAUCAGUGCGUCUCACUGGAGAGGAAGAACAUUCAUGUUUUCUGUUCUCCAACCCCAAUCACUUUUAUUCUAAUACCAUGUAUCAUGUAUGUUGCUUUAUGCUUGGUUUGUUACCAUAUUUAUUCAUCCAGGCUGAUUUGAUUUUGUAUUUAAUUACAGUCUCCCUCCAUGUUCCCAUCCAGGGAAGUUUUUACAGUGAAUAAAUAAGAAUGUAUUCUGAGUAUAAAUAUUCAUCAGUAAAUGUAAAAGAGAGGGUAUUAUAGUCAUUAUCAGCUCUAAAUACAGGCUGGUAUUAAUGCUUAUGGCUCUUCCAGUAGAGUAUUGUACAGUAGAGGUGGGUAAUGUGGCAUUACUAUAAUAUUGGGAUACUGGAAGACAUUUUCAUGAUAAACAAUUAGGAAUAAAAAAAAUCUUUAACAUCCAGUCAGUUACUAUUUGCUGUGAUUGGCUGCAAAAGUAUCAAUGCAUUUAUUUUUAGGAAUAUAAAUGUCAUAUUGCCUUGCUUUGCUCAAUUUAAAGCUUUUAAAACAGUUGGUGAAACAUGGUGUUAAAACCCACAUAAAUAAAAACCACUUGGUGACGUACUAUACGUGUAAGUAGAUCACAAUCAGACAUUAUUUUAUAUUAAUGUGUAUUUGUUAAAACCACAUAGUGGCUCUUUAAAAACAUAAUGUACAUGUAGGUGCUGCCAGCACCUCCAACAGAGGAUCAGAUUCUGCAUCUAACAUGCCUGUUCCAGUUUGGGAUGUAACUGGUGAAAUCAGGUAGAUUGUGGUGACUGCACAGCGAUAUAAACCUGAAGAUCGAAAGUCUGACUCUUAUUCUAGACUGAAUAUAGCUGGGUGGCAUUACUUUCUAGUAUAAAUAGAUCAUCAUGAAUUAAUAAUGUAUUAUUACAAUAUUAUGUAUUGUGGCGCCGGCGAGCGUCGGGGCUGCGAGUGAGCUGCCCUUGGCAGUUCACCCAGUGGAUUAGGACAGACACUCAUUCAUACACACAGACUUUUAUACAACAGACAAACAUAAAGGCUGCCUAUCCAGCCCUCACCGUAGCCACCCCAGCCCCAACACUGGGCUACACGGCCACGGUAAGUACGGACAGCAUGGCCGCAAGGGCUUCUGGGUAAAGCCCGUGGCGGCCCCCUAGCGGUGACGCUACAGUAUAAUAAAUUAAUUCUCCAAACAA
Molecule: messenger RNA, 2130 nt
Organism: Trichomycterus rosablanca
Lineage: Eukaryota; Metazoa; Chordata; Actinopteri; Siluriformes; Trichomycteridae
Gene: atpaf1
Product: ATP synthase mitochondrial F1 complex assembly factor 1
Exons: 9
Coding region: 1-903 (300 amino acids)
Biological process (GO): mitochondrial proton-transporting ATP synthase complex assembly
Cellular component (GO): mitochondrion
Source: RefSeq, a predicted model, not a curated record